Messenger RNA from Tachyglossus aculeatus (Australian echidna), 3504 nucleotides. RefSeq names its product glucocorticoid modulatory element binding protein 2 (gene GMEB2). NCBI's taxonomy places the organism in Eukaryota, Metazoa, Chordata, Mammalia, Monotremata, Tachyglossidae. Gene Ontology annotation, cellular component: nucleus. The record is from RefSeq and is a predicted model, not a curated record. Bases 118 to 1719 code for a protein of 533 amino acids. Gene Ontology annotation, molecular function: DNA-binding transcription activator activity, RNA polymerase II-specific; RNA polymerase II cis-regulatory region sequence-specific DNA binding. Gene Ontology annotation, biological process: positive regulation of transcription by RNA polymerase II. The transcript is spliced from 10 exons.
GCCUCGCCCGAGGAGCCGCCGCCUCGCGCCCGCAGGCCCCGCACGGCCCCGGAGGACUUCUAACCCUGGAGGAGUCUCCUCGCGUUGCUGGUAAUUGGCACCCUUCCUCGACUGACCAUGGCGACUCCCGAUGUGAAUGUUCACAUGGAGGAGGUGGUUGUCGUGACAACACCUGACAAUGCAGUUGACGGCAGUGGUGUGGAAGAAGUGAAAACCGUGCUGGUGACUACAAAUCUAGCUCCUCACGGGGGUGACCUAACAGAAGACAACAUGGAAACUGAAAAUGCAGCGGCUGCAGCGGCUGCUGCCUUCACAGCUUCCUCUCAGCUGAAAGAAGCAGUCUUAGUGAAGAUGGCUGAAGAAGAGGAGAACCUGGAGGCCGAGAUUGUUUAUCCCAUCACCUGUGGAGAUAGCAAAGCCAACCUGAUAUGGAGGAAGUUUGUGUGCCCUGGCAUCAACGUGAAGUGUGUCCAGUACGGCGAUCACGUGCUAAGUCCGAAGGAGUUUGUCCACCUGGCUGGCAAGUCCACGCUAAAGGAUUGGAAGAGGGCGAUCCGCAUGAAUGGGAUAAUGCUCAGGAAAAUUAUGGACUCUGGGGAACUAGACUUCUACCAGCAUGACAAGAUCUGUUCCAACACCUGCCGGAGCACCAAAAUUGACCUGUCGGGAGCCAGAGUGUCUCUUAGCAGUCAGACAUCAACAGAGUACAUCCCUAUAACCCCUGCUUCUGCAGAUGUGAAUGGCUCUCCUGCGACGAUCACCAUAGAAACCUGUGAGGAUGCUGGGGAUUGGACCACCACCAUUGGAGAUGAGACGUUUGCCUUUUGGCGUGGACUUAAAGAUGCUGGCUUGCUGGAAGAAGUGAUUCAGGAGUUUCACCAAGAGUUGGUGGAGACCAUGAAAGGCUUACAGCACCGAGUUCAGGAUCCUCCCUUACAACUCCGAGACGCCAUCUUACUCAACAACAUAGUGCAAAACUUCGGGAUGUUGGACCUGGUGAAGAAAGUCCUGGCUAGCCACAAGUGCCAGAUGGACCGCUCCAGAGAACAGUACACCCGAGAUCUGGCAGCCCUGGAACAGCAGUGUGACGAGCAUCGGAAACGAGCCAAGGAACUGAAGCACAAAUCGCAGCACCUGAACAACGUUCUGAUGACUUUGACCCCGGUCUCCCUCCCAACACCCAUCAAACGUCCCCGACUCACCAGAGCCACGUCAGGCCCGGCCGCCAUAGCCUCCCAGGUACUGACCCAGACGGCACAGAUAGCCCUCACCCAAGGAGUGCCGGUCUCUCAGCUUGCCAGCCUGCCACUCGGCAAAGUGGUGUCCACCCUUCCAUCCUCCAUCCUGGGGAAAGGCUCAACCCAGGUUUCUCCCGCCAACUCCCCGGCCUCACCUUUGUUAGGAGGCUACACCGUACUGGCCUCUUCGGGCUCCAAUUUCCCCGGCACGGUAGAGAUCCAUCCCGACGCUUCCAACCUCACAGUCCUCAGCACAGCGGCCAUGCAGGAUGGCAGCACCGUGGUCAAAGUGGUGAGCCCCUUCCAACUGCUCACCCUGCCUGGCUUGGGCACCACCAUUCAGAACAUGACCCAGGUGUCUCCCAGCGGGAGCACCAUUGUGACCGUGCCAUCUAGCACUAUCGAAAGCGCAGCGGCAUCAGAGGAGCACGCCACCACCAUCGAGGUGACCACAGUGGCAGAAGAGCCCGACCAGAAAUAAAGAGAAGGAAGGGUGAACUGGGAAGGAUCUCUGCGACAACAGACUAUGGCUCUGAGCGCUGCCCCGUGGCAGUUUGUGCCGAGGACCAGGGAAAGAGUGAAAGGGAGGGUACUCGGAAUCGAAACUUGGAAAUAGCUCGACCGAUGUGGGUAACAAAUGGGGCUGCUGAACCAAAGAGAGAGAAAAACACCAAAAAAGGGGAGAUGGGGAGGUGGAGCAGGACCGGGCAGAGGAGAUGAGUCACAGCGCGGAAAACCUGUUUUCAAGUUUUGAGCUCUUCGCCCUCUCUUCCUGGAGAGUACGUUUUUUCCAUCCGUUGCUUGUCAACGCCGUAUCGUGUUUAGACACCACAGAAAAAACAGAAGGUGAUGCGAGAAGCAAACCUAGAUAUAGCAUCAGGGUGGGUAAGAAGCAGGAAGACAUAAAAGAUUCAGGAAGUGUUCAGGCGGGUGGAGUCCCAGAAGGCCCUGGGAGUCUUCCUUGGCGCUCUCAGACCGAAAUUUCACCUGAUUUCUUGUGGCUGGGGCAAUGGAAGGCACACUGCUGCUUGUCCUUUCCUUUGAAUAGUAGAGUGAGUCGGACAGGAAAGAGGCCAAAGCUGAGAUUUGAGAGAAAAAAAUGGCAUGCGGGGGUCUUUGGGAGAGUUGAAUUUAAAGCGGCCCGGCAUCACAUAGGGCCCUUUCAUGUAUGCCAUUUACUAGUGCCUGGGGGAGCUGGCCCAAGCAACACAGUGCUUGUGGAAGUUGGCACUUGAAUGUGCCAGUAUUUUCCCAACUCAAAUUGAUGUCCUAGUCUGAAGUUGGAGAAAUUUUGAGGGGAAAACGGGGAGACGGCGAAGGUCAUCGGGACCGUGCCUUGAUGUGGAAAACCCAAAGAUCCUAUGGAUUUGGUGUCUUCCCGCAGAUUUUCUUUUUCCCCCCAUAGGUGUUAGUUUUGAUGCUUUGUUUUCACAUCCAGUUAAGUUCUGGAGAAGUUUUCCAGAACGGCAGAGGGGAGCUUCGAGAUUCAGGUGAAACCUACAGGCCCCGAACAAGCCACGCGGGGCAUGUGGUGACCACAGCGGGAUGAUGUGGUGACCACAGUGGGGUGACGUGGUCCUGGCUGGCUGGAGAGACCUUGCCAUGGCUAGGGGAUUCCAAGAUCAAAGCAGGGUGAUACCAAGGGGCUAUGCUCAGACUCAGUCCCCUCUGGUCUUGAAAAUAAACCUCUUAGGUCAGAUAGGCUCAUCUUCUAAUAAAAGUUGAUCAGUAUCACCUAGGGAUGUAUGAACUUGCUCCGUAGGGACCAACCCCUGAAAAUCCCGUCUGAGCAGAUGUUUCUUCAGCUAUGAAAAAUCGAGUUCUCAUUAUAACCCUAACUGUACAGGUGGUUUGGAGAAUUUGAAAAAAGAAUCACGCUGAUGGCUCAAUCCUCCAUCGUUCAGGGAAAGCCGAUGUAGUAUUAGCAAGUUCCUAGGGACACACCCUAGGAUUUUCUGUGUUUUCUAAAAAAAGAGGUAGGCUCUCUCUCAGCCUCAUGAAUAGAUUUGGGUAAAUCUUGGAAAUUCCAAGUAGAGGGGCAGCUUCGCUUUUCUGCAGCCCACGGCCCGCAUUGGGUGCAGAAACAAAGACCGGGAGAUCCCUGUGUUUAUGCAGAACUGGGUUCUAGAUCUGGAUCUAGAUCUAGGGGCCCAGGAUGGUCACCUUCACCGGGGCAUUGAGGAGCGGCAAACGUGUUAUUGCAGCAAUAAAAAGCUUCCGGAAGGAUGGCUCUAAAAUGUAAAUAAAACCUGAUCUUUUUGUGGCA